This is a messenger RNA of Rangifer tarandus platyrhynchus (Svalbard reindeer), 3252 nucleotides long. Lineage: Eukaryota; Metazoa; Chordata; Mammalia; Artiodactyla; Cervidae. The record is from the annotation of a GenBank genome assembly.
AUGGCUUGUCCCGUUCUCGGUCUGGAAGCUCUCCAGCCCCUGCAGCCCGAGCCGCCCCCCGAGCCCGCCUUCUCCGAGGCGCAGAAGUGGAUCGAGCAAGUAACCGGCCGAAGUUUUGGUGAUAAAGAUUUUCGGACAGGAUUAGAAAAUGGAAUCCUUCUCUGCGAGUUGCUGAAUGCUAUAAAGCCAGGACUUGUUAAAAAGAUCAAUAGAUUGCCUACCCCCAUUGCAGGAUUGGACAAUAUCAUAUUAUUCUUGAGAGGUUGUAAAGAGCUUGGCCUCAAAGAAUCUCAACUUUUUGACCCGAGUGACCUACAGGAUACGUCCAACAGAGUAACAGUCAAGAGUCUUGAUUAUAGUAGGAAGCUGAAAAAUGUACUGGUGACCAUUUACUGGCUGGGCAAAGCGGCCAACAGCUGUGCCUCCUACAGUGGGACUACACUGAACCUGAAGGAGUUUGAAGGCUUGCUGGCUCAGAUGAGAAAGGAGGCUGAUGACAUUGAGAGCCCUAAACGUAGUAUUCGAGACAGUGGCUACAUCGACUGCUGGGACUCCGAGCGCAGCGACUCCCUGUCUCCCCCUCGACACGGCAGAGAUGAUUCCUUCGACAGCCUGGACUCCUUUGGCUCCCGUUCCCGGCAGACUCCCUCGCCAGAUGUAGUCCUCAGGGGAAGCAGUGAUGGGAGGGGGAGCGACUCUGAAUCCGACCUGCCCCAUCGGAAGCUGCCCGAUGUGAAGAAGGAUGACAUGUCUGCGAGGCGGACGUCCCACGGUGAGCCGAAAUCAGCAGUGCCUUUUAACCAGUACCUCCCCAACAAGAGCAACCAGACAGCUUACGUCCCUGCGCCUCUGAGAAGGAAGAAGGUGGAGCGAGAGGAAUAUCGGAAGAGCUGGAGCACCGCCACCUCCCCGCUGGGUGGGGAGAGGCCCUUCAGAUACGGACCGAGAACUCCUGUGUCUGACGACGCAGAGAGCACGAGUAUGUUCGACAUGCGGGGCGAGGAGGACGCCGCGGUGCAGCCGCACGGCAGGGCCCGCCAGGAGCAGCUGCAGCUGAUCAACAGCCAGCUGCGGGAAGAGGAUGACAAAUGGCAGGAUGACCUGGCUCGUUGGAAGAGCCGCAGAAGAAGUGCUUCUCAGGACUUAAUCAGAAAAGAGGAAGAAAGGAAAAAAAUGGAGAAGUUACUGGCUGGAGAGGAUGGGACAAGGGAACGAAGGAAAAGCAUAAAAACCUACAGAGAAAUCGUCCAAGAAAAGGAGCGCAGAGAGAGGGAGUUGCAUGAAGCAUAUAAGAAUGCACGGACCCGGGAGGAGGCAGAGGGUAUCCUUCAGCAGUAUAUCGAGAGAUUCACCAUCAGUGAAGCUGUUCUUGAACGCUUGGAGAUGCCAAAAAUCCUGGAAAGAAGCCAUUCAACAGAGCCAAACUUAUCCUGCUUCCUCAGCGACCCCAGCCCUAUGAAAUACCUGCGGCAACAGUCACUGCCUCCACCCAAGUUCACUGCCACCGUGGAAACCACCAUCGCUCGUCCCAGCGUUCUGGAUGCCAGCAUGUCAGCAGGCAGUGGGUCUCCAAGCAAAACUCUCUCUCCCAAAGCAGUGCCUGUGCUGACGCCCAAGCCUUACUCCCAGCCCAAAACCUCUCAAGAGGUUCUGAAGACCUUCAAGGUAGAUGGGAAAGUCACCAUGAAUGGAGAGACGACUCAUGGUGAUGAGGAGGAGAAGGAAAGAGAGUGUCCCACGGCGGCACUUGCCCCCUCGUUGACCAAAUCCCAGAUGUUUGAAGGUGUGGCCAGAGUGCAUGGGUCCCCUGUGGAGCUGAAACAAGAUAGCAACAGCAUUGAGAUCAACAUAAAGAAGCCAAGUUCUCUUCCCCAAGAGCUGACAGCAACCACUGAAGAGACGAAAGCGAACAGUCAAGAAGAUGAAAACGAUAGUGAAGAAGCAGGAAGAGGGAAUACAGAAGUUGCCUCAUCAGAGCCACAGCUUUUUACAACAACUGUGACCAGAUCCAGCCCGACCGUGGCCUUCGUGGAGCUUUCCCCCAGCCCUCAGCUGAAGAAUGAGGUGCCAGAAGAGAAGGAGCCGAAGAACCCAGAAAAUGAGAUGAGUGGGAAGGUGGAGCUGGUGCUGUCCCAGAAGGUGGUAAAGCCAAAAUCUCCCGAGCCAGAAGCAACCCUGACAUUUCCAUUUCUAGACAAAAUGCCUGAAACCAACCAGUCACCUUUGCCAAAUCUCAAUUCUCAAGUGGAUUCUCCAAGUAGUGAAAAGUCACCUGUAACUACACCUUUUAAGUUCUGGGCAUGGGACCCAGAAGAGGAGCGCAGGCGACAGGAAAAAUGGCAGCAGGAGCAGGAACGUUUGCUCCAGGAGAGAUACCAGAAGGAGCAGGACAAGCUGAAAGAAGAGUGGGAAAAGGCCCAAAAGGAAGUGGAAGAAGAAGAACGCAGAUACUACGAGGAGGAGCGGAAAAUAAUUGAGGACACUGUGGUUCCAUUUACUAUUUCUUCAAGUUCUGCAGACCAGCUCUCUACAUCUUCCUCCGUGACAGAAGGCAGUGGGACAGUGAAUAAGAUGGACUUGGAAAACUGUUGCGAGGGAGAACAAGAGACAAGACAGAAGAGACCAGUCCGGGAGGGUAACAGUGACUCCCUGCUGAAGACUAGGGGAGGCGAUCCACCGGAGGAGAAGGGCAGCUGCCUAACUCAAGAGGUCUUGACUCACUCUGAGAACCCUGCCUCAGAAGGCGUCUCCCUCCAGCUGGAUACAGAAGCUGGGGCCCCACACUAUGGGGUGAACCCACAGCGAGCUCAGGAUCCAUCCCAGAAUCAGCAGGUAUCAAACCCACCGAUGCACAUUUUAGAAGAUGUGAAGCCAAAAACCCUUCCAUUGGACAAAAGCAUUAACCAUCAGAUUGAGUCUCCAAGUGAAAGGCGGAAGAAAAGCCCUCGAGAGAACUUCCAGGCUGGGCGCUUGUCCCCCUGCUCCCCCACCCCUCCUGGCCAGUCACCAAACAGGUCUGUAAGUGGGAAGAAGCUGUGCUCUUCGUGCGGGCUUCCCUUAGGCAAAGGCGCUGCUAUGAUCAUUGAGACCCUCAGUCUGUAUUUUCACAUCCAGUGCUUUCAGUGUGGAAUUUGUAAAGGACAGCUUGGAGACGCAGUGAGUGGGACGGAUGUUAGGAUCCGAAAUGGUCUUCUAAACUGUAAUGACUGCUACAUGCGAUCCAGAAGUGCUGGCCAACCCACAACAUUGUGA